AUGUGGCAGAGGAAUCAGACUGAUCUGGCUGACUUCUUCCUUGAGGGGCUCUUUGAUGACUCUCUCACCCACCUUUUCCUUUUCUCCUUGACCAUGGUGGUUUUCCUUGUUGCAGUCAGUGGCAACACUCUCACCAUUCUCCUCAUCUGCACUGAUCCCAGGCUUCACACACCGAUGUACUUCCUGCUCAGCCAGCUCUCCCUCAUGGACCUGAUGCACGUCUCCACAACCAUCCCCAAGAUGGCUACCAACUACCUCUCGGGCAAGAAGUCCAUCUCCUUUGUGGGCUGUGCUGCCCAGCACUUCCUCUACUUGUCCCUGGGUGGUGCGGAGUGUCUUCUCCUGGCUCUCAUGUCCUAUGACCGCUAUGUCGCCAUCUGCCAGCCACUGCGUUAUACUGUGCUCAUGAACAGAAAGGUGGGACUGAUGAUGGCUGCUAUGUCGUGGUUAGGGGCAUCCAUGAACUCCCUCAUUCACACAGUGACCUUGAUGCGCUUCCCUUUCUGUGGGGCCCGGAAAAUCCACCACUUCUACUGUGAGUUCCCAGCUGUUGUGAAAUUGGUAUGUGGUGACAUCUCUGUUUAUGAGACCACAGUGUAUAUCAGUGGUAUCCUCCUUCUCCUCCUCCCUAUCAUACUGGUUUCUACCUCCUAUGCCUUCAUCCUCCACAGUGUCAUUCAUAUGUGUUCAGCUGGGAGUAAGAAAAAUGCCUUUGCCACUUGUAGCUCUCACCUCAUUGUUGUUUCCCUCUGGUUUGGCACGGGCAUCUUCUCAUAUAUGAGGCCCAGGUCUCAGCGCACUCUGCUGCAAGACAAAGUUGGUUCUGUGUUAUACAGCAUCAUUACUCCCACACUGAAUCCUCUGAUUUAUACUCUUCGGAAUAAAGAUGUAGCUAAGGCUCUGAAGAGAGUGUUGAGAAGAGAUAUUAUCACGCAAUGA
Messenger RNA from Propithecus coquereli (Coquerel's sifaka), 939 nucleotides. RefSeq names its product olfactory receptor 2AE1. Gene Ontology annotation, molecular function: olfactory receptor activity; G protein-coupled receptor activity. The transcript has a single exon. The coding region runs from base 1 to 939 and encodes 312 amino acids. Gene Ontology annotation, cellular component: membrane. Lineage: Eukaryota; Metazoa; Chordata; Mammalia; Primates; Indriidae. The record is from RefSeq and is a predicted model, not a curated record. Gene Ontology annotation, biological process: G protein-coupled receptor signaling pathway.